Sipha flava (yellow sugarcane aphid) is the source of this 1135-nucleotide messenger RNA. RefSeq names its product outer dense fiber protein 3B-like. NCBI's taxonomy places the organism in Eukaryota, Metazoa, Arthropoda, Insecta, Hemiptera, Aphididae. The record is from RefSeq and is a predicted model, not a curated record. The coding region runs from base 262 to 801 and encodes 179 amino acids. The transcript has a single exon.
CGUCACGAGGGUUUUCAACGUUCCGUUUCCACGACGACGUGACCACGCAACGGUUGAUUAAAAAUCAUCGCGUGUUGCAGUCGAACGAAACCACGAUUCAUCCAUCCCCGCACAGCAUCGGCGACCACGUAUCGUUCUCCCGUUUUCGGACCGACAAUCGAGUCGAGGGCGCAUCCGUCAAAAGUAGUACUGCUGCUGCUCCUCCACCGUCAAACAGACGCGCUCCCGGUUCUUACGCGCUCAACACAUCCGCAGGUAAUCAUGAAGAAGUACUGCUCAACCAAGAUGGACCCGAAAGCGUUCGAGUUCGGCAGGGAUGCUACGGGCCCGGGGCCAGCGGCGUACGGCAUCAAGACCACGGUCGGCUGGCAGAACCGGAUGCCGAACAUCGCUAAAGGCCCGGCGUACACGUUCAAGCAGGUGCUGAAGGUGGACGACGCGACCGAGAGCCCGGGGCCGAAGUACAACCUAGAAAGGCUCACGUGCCACGGCAAGCAGGCCGUGCCCAAGUUCUACAUGGGCCUGAACCUGCCCGAGAUCCCGGACGAAGCGAGUCCGGGACCGGCGGCUUAUAUGGUCCAAAACAUGCGAUCUCGAGCCAAACCUAAAAUACUGUUGCCGCUCCCCCGUUUGGAUUCCGUAAGUCGCUGCGAGCCCCGUUUUCAUCGCUUUUCCGUUUAUAUAUACCGUAUAGACAAUGAGAAUUAUAAACGGGUAGUCACUAAAUGGCUAAACACUAGCUGCAAACGGAUUAUAUUGUGUUCGGGGUGCACGUCCCAGCACUGCGUUUUCUCGAUGUAAAUAUUAUUCUUUUAUUAGAUUUUUUUUUCCUUCAGUGCAACUUUAUAGCAGACACAUAAGAGAUCCGCGAGUAAGCUUUAUCAAACUCGUCGUGUAUUCAUCCCUUAAUCGGCAUAGGAAAAGUUUUUUCAAAACUUUUGAAUUUUGAAUUUCUAUUAAAAUUGUCUGUUUUAACCUUCAAAAAAUUCUAACCUUUCCUUACACACAGCACGUAAUAUAUUAUAUGUAAAAAAUUCACGUAUUUGCAUAGAAAGCCGAGCAGCCCGGACCGAACCAGUAUAAGCUGAAAUCGACUUUAUCAGGCAAGGCCGUCUCGCUUGCUAAGAAAAUCGAA